Messenger RNA from Vollenhovia emeryi, 509 nucleotides. RefSeq lists its product as uncharacterized. The record is from RefSeq and is a predicted model, not a curated record. Lineage: Eukaryota; Metazoa; Arthropoda; Insecta; Hymenoptera; Formicidae. The transcript is spliced from 3 exons. The coding region runs from base 49 to 420 and encodes 123 amino acids.
CUUCCCACGAGCUCUGGCACAAAUGUUGUUACUCACCCUGUAGAUGUGAUGUAUACACCACCAUGGAUGAGAAUAAAUCCAUAUAUUAUUGGAAUGGUUACAGGUUACAUUUUAAUAAAAUUGAAUAAUAAUGCGGUCUCGAGAAGGAAAGUUAUAAUCUUAUGUUGGUUCCUUGCUAGCCUUUGCAUCGUUUACGUAUUAUUUGUAAUAGUAAUUUACAAGCGACACGUAUCCAUUCUAGUUUCUGCUAUUUAUGUAGCACUACACAGAAUAUUUUGGGCAAUAGGUAUAACAGGGAUUGUGAUAGCGUGCUCUACUAAACACGGAGGUUGUUAUGGUUGCGGGAUAUAUUACAAUCAUUUUUCCUUGCUCUUACGUGUUGUCUGUGAUGGUGGAGAGACCAUGUAUUUCAUUAAUUAAUGAGCUUACUGUUGGGGAUUAUCAAUCGGCGCCCUGUCGGAUAAUCUCCUCACACAAUAAUCGGGCGCGUUCAAGUCAACAGUUUUAGG